Molecule: messenger RNA, 1337 nt
Organism: Galleria mellonella (greater wax moth)
Lineage: Eukaryota; Metazoa; Arthropoda; Insecta; Lepidoptera; Pyralidae
Gene: Galphas
Product: guanine nucleotide-binding protein G(s) subunit alpha
Exons: 9
Coding region: 103-1308 (401 amino acids)
Biological process (GO): sensory perception of chemical stimulus; adenylate cyclase-activating dopamine receptor signaling pathway
Cellular component (GO): heterotrimeric G-protein complex
Molecular function (GO): GTP binding; G protein-coupled receptor binding; GTPase activity
Source: RefSeq, a predicted model, not a curated record
CAUGUCGAUAAUCGAUUGGACAUCACUCGCAGUGGACACAGACGUCGGACUAGUGCGGUCGUGUUUGGUAUUUCGUAUUGUGCCGCCGCGUUCCGUGGUCGAAUGUUAAUGAAUGGAAAAUAUGAUUAUAAUAGGUGGGCGGCGUGGUCGGCCAUGGGGUGCUUUGGCUCACCAGGUGGUAAGAGCGGCGGCGAGGGUGACGACCUCAAGUCGCAGAAGCGCCGUAGUGAUGCUAUCACCAGGCAGCUGCAGAAGGAUAAGCAGCUGUAUCGCGCAACGCACCGACUGUUAUUACUGGGCGCCGGCGAGUCCGGCAAGUCGACGAUCGUCAAGCAGAUGCGGAUUCUGCACGUGAACGGCUUCUCGGACAAGGAGCGCCGGGAGAAGAUCGAGGACAUCAAGAAGAAUAUUCGAGAUGCGAUACUAACAAUCACGGGUGCAAUGAGCACCCUGACCCCUCCUAUUCCACUUGAAAAGCCGGAGAACAAGGCGCGCGUGGAUUAUAUACAGGAUGUAGCGUCGCAGCCCGACUUCGACUACCCGGCAGAGUUCUACGAGCACACGGAGGCGCUGUGGAAGGACCAGGGCGUCCAGCGCACGUACGAGCGGAGCAACGAGUACCAGCUCAUCGACUGUGCCAAGUAUUUCCUGGACCAGGUGCACAUAAUAAAGCAGCCGAACUACACUCCGACGGAGCAGGACAUACUCCGCUGCCGAGUGCUCACCUCCGGCAUAUUUGAGACGCAGUUCGUCGUCGACAAAGUCAAUUUCCACAUGUUCGACGUGGGCGGGCAACGCGACGAGAGGCGCAAGUGGAUCCAAUGCUUCAACGAUGUAACGGCGAUCAUCUUCGUGACCGCGUGCUCCUCCUACAACAUGGUGCUCCGCGAGGACCCCACGCAGAACCGCCUGCGGGAGUCGCUCGAUCUAUUCAAGAGCAUAUGGAAUAAUAGAUGGCUCCGCACGAUAUCGGUGAUCCUGUUCCUGAACAAACAGGAUUUGCUGGCGGAGAAGGUGAUGGCGGGGAAGUCGCGGCUGGAGGAGUAUUUCGCGGAGUUCGCGCGCUACCAGACGCCGCCCGACGCAGCGCCCGACCCGCGCGACCCGCCCGACGUCGCGCGCGCCAAGUAUUUCAUCCGCGAUGAGUUCUGGUUAUCACAGCGCAUCAGUACGGCGAGCGGCGACGGGAAGCACUACUGCUAUCCGCACUUCACGUGCGCCGUUGACACUGAGAACAUCAAGCGCGUGUUCAACGACUGCCGCGACAUCAUACAGCGCAUGCACUUGCGCCAGUACGAGCUACUCUAACGCUCGUACUCACGCCACUACGCACCACC